Molecule: messenger RNA, 1218 nt
Organism: Larimichthys crocea (large yellow croaker)
Lineage: Eukaryota; Metazoa; Chordata; Actinopteri; Sciaenidae
Gene: copz1
Product: COPI coat complex subunit zeta 1
Exons: 9
Coding region: 121-654 (177 amino acids)
Biological process (GO): intracellular protein transport; retrograde vesicle-mediated transport, Golgi to endoplasmic reticulum; intra-Golgi vesicle-mediated transport
Cellular component (GO): COPI vesicle coat
Source: RefSeq, a predicted model, not a curated record
UCUUUGCCCUGUACGUGCAACGUCAGACGCUGCGUCAGCCAAUAGGAAAGAGCCUCAUUUACUGUACGUAUUACGUAGCCAGCUGCUAUCCGACUAGCUAGUUUGCUAACAAGAAAGAAGAUGGAUUCUCCAAUAUUGGAACCGUCCUUGUACACUGUCAAAGCAGUUCUGAUACUGGACAACGAUGGAGACAGGCUUUACGCCAAGUAUUAUGAUGAUACAUACCCGACAGUGAAGGAGCAGAAGGCAUUUGAGAAGAACAUAUUCAACAAAACACACAGGACAGACAGCGAGAUAGCAUUACUCGAGGGCCUCACUGUUGUCUACAAGAGCAACAUAGACCUCUUCUUUUAUGUGAUUGGAAGCUCCCAUGAAAAUGAGCUUAUGCUCAUGGCUGUUCUAAAUUGCCUGUUUGAUUCGCUCAGUCAGAUGUUGAGAAAAAAUGUCGAGAGGAGGGCUUUGUUGGAGAAUAUGGAGGGGCUCUUCCUGGCUGUGGAUGAAAUUGUAGACGGAGGAGUGAUCCUGGAGAGUGACCCUCAGCAAGUUGUGCACCGUGUGGCUCUUAGAGGGGAUGAUGUGCCUUUGACAGAGCAGACAGUCACCCAGGUUCUUCAGUCUGCCAAAGAACAGAUCAAGUGGUCGCUUCUACGAUAGACUCACUCCUUCACCAGUCUAACAGUGAGCCGCUGUUCAGCCCAGUCUUCGUGGCACUGAUUCCCAUACUCCUUUUCCUCUGAUUUCCACUCCUUCAAUCAAAGCUGUGAGGAGUACCACUGGCUGAUCCAGUCACACUCCCAGGACUACUGCUCAACAAAGUUUUUUUUUUCUUAAUUCUGUUUGCACAGGCUUGCAUUGUAUGACGUAAUCAACAUGAGGUUAAGAUGGUGUACAUUCCAGUACCAGGUCUGGCCUGUUUUUUGUUUGUUUUUUCAUUACAGCACCUGUGUGCUUAUAAAACGAACAUGUCUAUAAAACAUUCAUGAACCUCAUGAUACCCCGUGGCAACAUUCCAUAUGUCUCCUUGCAUAAGACCCUGUCGUCUCCUCCAGAUUACUGUACAAAGUGUUGAAGCACUAUCUCUAUCAUUUUACAUGAAUGUUGUAAUUGAAAAGUGUACAACUAGUACUGUACCUAUGAUCACUGAGGUAUGUUUUGGUUAUGUUUUGUCUGGGGAUCUUCCAUCAUCUGAUACUUUUAAUAAAUGUUUGUUGACGCUGA